AUGGUUCAGCAGAUGAAGAUCGGGGACCCGGCGGCGGCUCCGCGGGAGAAGCAGCGAGGCUGGCGCAGCGCCGAGGUCGCGGCCCUGGGGGCCCGCAGUCUGCACCCAAGAAUCCGCGAGCGCUUCGCUGAGCGCCCCGCCUCCGAGCGGGACACCUGCAGCGCGAGUCUGGAGCGGAACUGGGAGGUGGAAGAUUCCCUUGCACUUCCGUCUGUCUUCCCCCACACAGUGAGUCGGACUGAGCGCAGCCACUGUCCAACCCAGACGGUGAAGAAACUCUUGGAAGAACAGAGGCGCCGUCAGCAGCAACCUGAGGCUGGUGGGGUACCGGGACACUUCUCCCCUCCCCUGGCCCAGCCACUGACCCCAUCUGUGAAGGAGGCAGAGGCAGGCCAUACUCACUUCCCGACCUUCGAAGAGACCGUGGAUUCAGGACCUGGCAACCUGGCUCCUCCUCCCUCAGGCUUUCCAGACUGGGACCCUAGCACCCAUGCUGCCUACACAGACAGCUCUUGCCCGUACUCUGCUGCCGAAGGCUUCCUGACUCCUGACUUCUACCCACCGUCAGACCCGGGGCGCUCAGGCCCAUUUCCUCUGGGGAUGGAGGACUCUCUGGAUACCCGGCUGUAUCCAGAACCUUCCCUGUCACAGGUAGGACCCUGGAGAGUCUCUAGUGUCCCCUCAGGAUCACCACAGCUGUCUCCAUCCACCGGACCCUCCCUGGAGACAGCCCGAGCUCACAUACUGGCUUUGGGGCCACAACAGCUGCUGGCCCAGGAUGAGGAAGGAGACACGCUCUUGCACCUGUUUGCUGCUCGGGGACUGCGCUGGGCAGCAUAUGCUGCGGCAGAGGUGUUACAGAUGUACCGACAGCUGGAUAUUCGUGAGCAUAAAGGCAAGACGCCGCUCCUGGUGGCAGCUGCUGCCAACCAGCCCCUGAUUGUGGAGGACCUGCUGAGCCUGGGAGCAGAGGCGAACGCUACUGACCAUCAAGGCCGUUCUGUCUUGCAUGUGGCUGCCACCUACGGGCUCCCAGGAGUUCUUUCGGCUGUGUUUAAAUCGGGCAUUCCAGUGGACCUGGAAGCCAGAGACUUCGAAGGCCUCACCCCCCUCCACACGGCCACCCUCGCUCUCAAUGCUGCUAUGCCCCUACCUAGCGUCUGUCCGAGGAUGCUGAGUCCCCAAGCCCGAGACAGACUGGCUUGUGUGCAGAUGUUGCUGCAAAUGGGUGCCAGUCAUACCAGCCAGGAGAUCAAGAGCAACAAGACCAUUCUGCACUUGGCUGUACAGGCUGCCAACCCUACCCUGGUUCAAUUGCUCCUGGGGCUGCCAAGGGGGGACCUGCGGGCCUUUGUCAACAUGAAGGCCCAUGGGAACACAGCCCUCCACAUGGCAGCUGCCCUGCCCCCUGGACCACCCCAGGAGGCCAUCGUGAGGCAUUUGCUGGCCGCUGGAGCAGACCCCACACUGCGCAACCUGGAAAAUGAGCAGCCCGUUCACUUGUUGCGACCUGGGCCGGGCCCUGAGGGGCUCCGGCAGCUGUUGAAGAGGAGCCGUGCGGCACCCCCAGGCUUGUCCUCUUAGGACUGAAACCCAGAACCUGGACUGAUUUUUCCAGUCCCCACCGUCCCGUGGGACAGUCAGCGUAUGCUCAUGUCGCAAAUUCGUGAUAAUAUAUGUGGAAUAUCCUGCCAUUAGGGUCUUACAUUAAAACCCCGAAGUGGCACUGGGAGAGGUGAGCAGUCCCCAAUAUUUGGGGUCAUGUGAUCCCUCCUCCCCUACAAGGGGCUAUCUAGAUGAUUUCUGUGAAAUCGAGCCCACUUGUCUGUUUCUGUGAAACACCCUAGAAAUCUUACCUCCCUCCUACUUGGAUCAGACAGUACCACCUCCAUGGACUCCAACUUAAACCCCUAGAAGUUCCAGUGGAGCCUCUGUGGGGUUUGAGGCAUUCCGGGACCACCCCAUCAGGGCUCCUUCCGAGGAUCCGCACCCCUGAGAUGUCAGUCCCCCUGAGAUUAGUAUGCCCCGAGUCCUGGCUGCAUUAUCAUUUAGCACUCAAUGCCCCGGCCCCCAGCCUUCCCAGUGAACUGU
Messenger RNA from Chionomys nivalis (European snow vole), 2091 nucleotides. It is a transcript of the gene Nfkbid, whose product is annotated as NFKB inhibitor delta. Gene Ontology annotation, molecular function: protein binding. Gene Ontology annotation, biological process: regulation of gene expression. The coding region runs from base 1 to 1584 and encodes 527 amino acids. The transcript has 14 exons. Gene Ontology annotation, cellular component: nucleus. The record is from RefSeq and is a predicted model, not a curated record. Lineage: Eukaryota; Metazoa; Chordata; Mammalia; Rodentia; Cricetidae.